AAGUGACACACUGACACUACCCAAUCCAUAACUAACAUCCUCUGGCCAUAUUUAUCCAAUCCCUUUUUCUACCCCGCGCAUUGUAGGAGUACGUAGACGUACUAGAUCUCCCAUGUGCUUGUUCCGCUUUCAAUUUUGUUCUUUGCGGUAGUGGUUUAUCUCGAUAUCAACACGCAACAUUUUUUCCAGCUUUUCUAGUGGUGGUGUUGUGUUGUGGUGUAAGUGUAUCGACGACAAGUAUUGAUUUACGUUUAGAGAAUGCAGCAUUUCUUUCAUCUGUUGUCGUCUACACGCGGAAGUUCACGAUCUUCAUGAGAAACCUCAACUCUGUAAAUAAUUGGUACCGUUGCUGGGGAUAGCUGUGUCUACUCCAUCUCUAGCAAGCUUAAGGCAUAAAGAUUUUCUGGAACAGCAUUAGCCUAAGCAACAAGUUUCAGUUUUGGUUUUCACAGACCACUAGACCUAAUAUUAAAGGUCUUUCUAGAUGUUGAUGUCAUCGGACGCCUGUCAUGCUCGACAAAUUCAAUAGGAUAUACUACUCCCAGAAUAGAAGUUCGUUGUAGCACGACCUGCUGCCGGAUAGAUUUUUCUGGCUUCGAGCACUAGAUAAAUAGGUGGACGACGCCGAACCACAACCACGAUCUCGUAAAAAUGACGAUCCGCAAGUCCUCGGCUUUGAAGCGGUCGCCCUCCUGCCCCUCGCUGGGCCGGCAGCAGGAGCUUUUUGGCACGACGACGGCGAACGAUGGCAGCUGCAUAUGAAAUGCAAAAGUAUCGUACUCGUCGAAAUGCAUUACAGAUUUCCUCAGCAUGAUGAGAAAUAAAAUUUGUAAUGCGGAUUUACCUUAAAAAAAAGAUUUCCAAUGCGUGACUGCAAUUACUACGAGUGCGAUGGUACUUUUGCAGUUCAUACUGCACCUUCGCGAACAACAAAAUGUCGGAUUUGAAAACCCCGGGCGGGUAUCAAAUGCAAAUUUGUCUGGGUCUGGAAACUUGUGAUGCUAAAAUGUGGAUGAUGGAAACCGCUCCGAAUACAACCUAGCAUGACAACUUUCCAGAACGCUUUCUCAUUGGCAAUCCGCAUGAGAAACUGCGUGGCUUCCCGUACAAAAGAGGCUGCGACUUCUGUUGGUUAAGUAUGCAAUACAGGUCUCCUAGGUAUGGAAAGCUAGCAUGACAAGUUCCAACCGUCCAGACCCAGACAGAUUUGGAAUGCAUAGCUGGUUCCGACGGAGGUUUCUGGAAGAGCAGAAGAAGCAGGAUGUAAAUCAGUUUCAGUCUCUGGAGACGGCUUCGUUGCUCCACACGGCAGAUUCCUCCAAUUUCAGCAACAGCGAAAACACCACGCCUAUGAAAUGCAAAAGUAUCGUACUCGUAUAGAUUGCAGCUACGCAUGACAAACCUUGUUUCUUUUUACCUGAACCGGCAUUACAAAUUCCAGUUUUCUUCUUGAAAAAAUGUCUCAUGCAAUUCAUACUAGUACGGCACUUUUGUAAUGCAUAAUGCCAUCGGAAGCAGGGUUGCUCCGGCUGCAGAGCUCGAGUCCGGAUGUGACAGUGACCACUCCGGGCGGUGGGGCGGUUGAGAAAGAGAAACAGGAAUUAUCUGAUUCAAAAAACAACAACAACGCCGCCAAUCCACCUGCGUUAGAAACCAACUUCUUCUACUGCGACACUUCGGGGGCGAUGAAUAACAUUCAACGGGGAGUAACCACCCCUGCAGAUCAGCAAGACAACAAUGUCGGGCAACAAGUCCCUAUCGCCCCAAUGUUGGACCGGUACUUGAAUUCCCUUCCCGCACCGCAAAGGCUACCGCAAGAACAUUUGACCAUUGUGCCCCCGCAGGAGAAUCUGCUGGUGGAGCACUUGAACCGGGUAUGACCUGCAAAAGCAUCAUACUAGUAGUAUGAAUUGCAUUACAAAUUUCCUCAUCAUGACAAAUGCAAUUUGUCAUGCUGAUUUGCCGUGGGAACGAGAUUUGUAAUGCAUGACUACGAGGAGUACUAUACUUUUGCACAGGAUACCGGGCGCCCAGUUACAACAUCAACAACACAACGCCGUCGUUGUCCAAGCGAAUCACCUUGGACUUCCUGGUGUCUGGGGGAGAUGAUCGUCUGAUUCUGACGAAAGAGGGGGUGAACAAGUACAACACGCCCGCAAUUCCGCAACCGCGCGGGAUUCACCGGAGCUCGUGCACGAGCAAUUGCGUCACGGAUUACACGUUCCAAGUCGGGGAAUCAUUAGUCGCGGAGCUGCUCUAUCAAGUGCAAAAAUGUCUGGGUCUGGGAGAUUGCCGGGUUUGUCAUGCAUAUUUCUCAUGAUCCAUGAUGCCUGUAAUGCAUGACCUAGCGUCACAGACUUUUAGAGGGCUUUCUGAUGCACCUUCCGCAUGAGAAAUGUCCUGUCCGUGUAGCACAAACCGGACCCGUCUUGCUGGUCAUGCAAUACAAAUUUUUUUAGAGUCCAAAAACAGCAUGACAAGUUGCAUUCUUCCAGACCCAGACACUUUUGCAUUUGAUAUGCUCGAAGCCCAGAUGGACGAGAAUUCUUCCGAGGGCAGGACGAAGUACAUGGAAAUGAUUGACUCCAUUCGGGACCAAAUGCGGUCCAUCUGGAAGUUGCCGAAGUUUUCGAACAGUAUCACCCUUUGCCCCUCGGGUUCCGACGCGGAGUACCUUCCCUUGUUAAUCGCGAUCUGCCGGUUGUUGAAGAAGAAGAAGGAGAACGAAAACGAGUUCGACCUCGGCAACGGAAUUCUGACGAUCGUGUCCGGCGCGGGGGAGGUCGGCUCCGGCACGUUGAACGCCGCGAAGGGGAAAUUCUUUUCCAACAUCAGUCCAAAAGAAGUCCGGUUACCAGCUCUUGGUGGGAACAGCACGAAACAGACCAGUGCUCUUUUCGCGAACAACAACAGUCCUUCUGCCUCGAAGCAGUCAGGGUCGGUCUCCGUCGUGAAAACGGGCAACAACGUGUUUCAGCUGCCGGAAUCCUUCCCGAAGGUCGAGGCCAUGGAGGUCUACAUGCGGAACCGCGGCGGGCAUUUGCUCACGCAGAAGGAAAUGGACGAGGAAGUGAAACACUGUGUGUCCAACGCGUUGAUCGAGCAAAAUUUCCAGUGUGUCAUCGUCCACGUGGUCGCUGGCUCGAAAACCGGCCAUUUGAUUCCCUCGUUGUCGAUUAUCGCGAGAAAAAAGUGUUACGGUUACACACUCUGAUGCAAUACCAGCAAGACAGACAACCUCUGUCAUUCAGGAAAUGCUUGCCAGCCUGAUUAUUUCGUGAUCGUGCGUGUUUUCCCUUAUAGUCUGCGCAUUACAAGUUUUCUUCGCCAUGCAGAGCAACUCUGUGAUGCUGAAUUUACAACAAAUGUGUAACUGUAGCACUUUUUUCUUGUGAUAUCCAUCGUGGAGGAACUAAUCGAGACGUUCGGCCGGGUAUGCAAAGAAAAAACUGUGUAUAGUAACAGUAAGUGUAAGUAACUUUCUUGGAGGAACAGCAUCACAAGUUUGCUCUGCAUGCCAGAGGAAAUCUGUCAUGCGUAGCUAGUAUCAGUGAAAACACGUACGAAAACAGCCUCUGAUGCAUGUCCAGCAUGACAGCUGUAAAUGUCUUGCAUCGUCUACAGCACAAAGUUACACUUACGCAGUUUUUUUCUUGCAUACCGGGAGAAGAUCAUCCCGGUGAUUGACGCGUGCCAGGGGAGGUUGCAGUAUGAGAGUGCACAUAGCUCCCCCUCCCCUUCAUUUGUAUGGCAUGAACAGCAAUACAACCGUCAGCAAAAAUGCAGGCUUUGCAUGACAAAUUUGCACAGCGUUGUAGUGCCAUUUGUGCUCCUGCCAGAACUUGUCAUGCAAACAGUGCCAACAGCAACAGCAGGCACAGUGUGGAUUUGGGUUUUCGCAUCACUAAUGAGGUGGACGGGGAGUAGUUGUGCACUUUCAUAUGCAGGAGGGCGCGUUGAGAGCGUUUCUCGACCAGGAAUACAUCGUCCUCACCACGGGCAGCAAGUUCUACGGCGGUCCGCCGUUCUCCGGUGCGGUGCUGUUGCCCUUGUGCUACAGCAAGGAAUUGGAAUCGUGCGAGGAUAUUUGGGGUGAGCACAGCGGAAAAAACGACGAAGAUUUGCGGUUCCAGUUGAAGCACUUCCCGCUCUUCAUGGACGAAUCACUAUUAUCUACUGAUUAUGAAUUGCAAAAGUUAUCGUACUAGUAUAAAUUGCAUUACAAAUUGACUUAGCAUUACAAAUUGAAUUUGUCAUGCGGAUUUGCCUUUCCAAAAAGAUUUGUAAUGCAUAAACGCGAUUGGUACGAGUGCGAUGCUUUUGCACUGCAUACUGAUUUGCCGAAGAUGCGGUCUUGCAUCAAGAAGACCACGACCGGGGUCGCCCGCAUGCUGAAUUGGGGAGUGGUGCUGCGGUGGAAGAUGGCGCUGAACGAAAUCAAACUGUACCACGCAAUUCCGGAACCCUUGCGCGACAACAUCCUGAAAACCUGGGUGGAGUCCGUCCGCGAAAUCGUGAAGGGUUUGAAAUCGCCGUUUCUGGAGUGCGUCGAAGAGGAAAGGGAGUUUGUGUCGAAUUCCCCCCGGGGAGAUUUUCACAGUAGUGGUGGUGGUCACAACAUGUUCCUACCGAGGCCCAGGAGUGGACAGUUGGCGGUAGGAGCUGGGGCAACUAGUGGCACAGCUGGGGUUGCUUGUACUAACGGGGAGAAUGAGGGAACGGAGACCACGAAAGAACAGGACGCGGUAUUGUUUAGUAAUUAUGUUUUCUUUACUGCGCCUGCGUAUCCACCCAGUCUGAAUGAGUAGAAGUAGCAAUCUGCUGCAAAUAGAGCAUGACUUUGUGAUCAUGCUGCAGUAAGUACUACUGAAGAUGAAGAUGAUGAGAAACCUAUGAUACCCGUUUGUGAUGCAUAAAUGCUAUACUAAACUUCUAUCAGGGCAUGAUGUGGUGCAACACGAUCAUUUCGUUGAUUUGCCGCGGUCCCGUGAAGAACUCCGUCUCGAACAAGCAACGGUUGGGGUUAGAUGAGUUGAAAAAAUUGCACAAACUGAUGUCGAUGGACUUGUCCAAGUUCGAGCUUUCCCUGACCGACGAGCAGAAAUCCACCCUAAACGACACCACGGUGAUUUUACCCGGCCCCUACGGUUCACACGUGAUCGAAAACCUUUCCGACAUUCUCGCCUCCAAGUGCUACAUCGCGCAGCCGGUGCAACUCCAGCCGAAUUGGGACAACAAACAUGCGUUGACGGUGAUUCGGGUGACGAUCGGCGCGCCACUGGUGUACUGGGUCAGUGAGAAGGUGAAGCGAUUACCAAUCGCCGAUCUGGAGUCGGGCAACGGGGUGCUAUCAAAUGCAAAUGUGUCUGGGUCUGGAAGGUUGCAACUUGUGAUGCUGCUUUUGGAUUCUGAAAAAAUCUGUAUUGCGUGACCAGCAAGAACAGUCUAGUUUGUAAUACGCGGAGGUGGCAUUUCUCAUGCGGAAUGAGCAUCAGGAAGCCCUCUCAAAUGUUGUGAUGCUGGAUAAUGCAUUACAGGCGUCUACUUCUUGGGUCAUGCAAAAUAUGCAUGACAAACCUAGCAAUCUUCCACACCCAGAGAUAUUUGCAUUUGAUAGGUGCCGCGGAUCGUGGAUUUGGUUUCCCGGUCGGACCUAUGCAUUGCAAAAGUAUCGUACUCGUAUAAAUGCAUGACGUGGCCUAGGUACGCACAUACGACUCGGUACGCCAAAUCGUAUGUGGGGCGUUACAAUUUUCGCGCUUUUUUCAUUGAGAAAACCCGCCAAAAAGCAGCACCGAGCCCGGUGCGGUUUGUAACGUAUGGCAGCACCGAGCCCGCCCAAAUAUGUCUUUUUGCCCACCUACAAAAUUGGUAUUGUAGCGGCGCGCCUUCACAAUACAUUUUGGCGCACCGAGGCGGCGCGCAAAAACGUCCCAUCGCACACCUGUCCCAGGUGGCGCAGGCGCCUUCGCCUCCUGCGUUUUAUUUUUACCUUGCCCUCGGACGCGGGCAAGGGUACGGGUUUUGUUUUUCUGCCCACCAUCAAGGCCCGCGGCGUGACCUCGCGAAUUAGCCGAUGGGCCCCCGGUCCUCCCCCCCCCCGCCCCCCCCCAUUUUCUCUGCGCUCGCGUGCUUCGCGAUUUCGCGUGCGUUUUUUCGCUUCGCACACGCCCGCGCCUGCGUCGCCCCUUGCCUUCCGCGGGAGCUUCUGCUCGCGGCGUCGCGCGACGAGCACUACCUCGAACGCACGGCAACAGCAUCGAAUUUGUUUCACGUGUCUCACCGUCUCACCCCAAAAAAAACAAUCUUGGCACCGCCGCGCCCCGAGCGCUUUUUUCCAUUUCUGCUGUUGUGUUCCGCCCGUCUGCUGCUUUGUUCCCGACUACAAUUUGGCGCACCGAGGCCGUCCGCCUCGGUGCACCGAGGCGGCCAUUCCGAAAAACGGGCAUUUUUGGCCUCGGUGCGCCAUUUUGUAUGCGCGUCCUAAAGAGCCCUCUUCUAGCCUCGGUGCGCCAACUUGUAGUGGCGUACCGAGGCCACGACACUACCGAGGCGACGUCAUGCAUUACAAAUUUCCUCAGCAUGAGGAAUAGAAUUUGUAAUGCGGAUUUGCCUUCAGAGAAAGAUUUGUAAUGCAAGACUUGCACUUACACGACUGCGAUACUUUUGCACAGGAUAGGACCACAUCCUGCUGCGGAAAAUGACACUGGUAUGGGGCUCUCAAACGUUACAUUCUCAACUGUUACAUGGUUUGUCAUGCAGAAUUGCCUUCAUAAUCUACACCAUCAAGCUGCUUCGCAUGACAAAUUCGCAGAGGGCCAAGCAGGCUGAUAAUCGGCGCCAAACCUGUCAUGCAAGACGCGCAAGAUCUCUCCUAUCACUUUUCCCAUUCUUGCAUCACAAAUUCAUGUAACAGUUGAGAAUGUAACAGUUGAGAACGCCAUAACUGGUGCUGGAAAACUGGGAUGCGAUCAAGAAGAUGUUUCUGUGAGAUGAAUAAAUACUAGGUUGUAAUAAGAUAAAAGGUGGUGGUGGUGGUGGGGACCACAAAAUCACGGGUACAACGACAAAUGAAGUAGACUUUUUCAAUAUCAAUCGGAUGAAAUAAAGCCUUCACCUCUUAUGAACAAUUGCCUUCGACUACAUCAUGAUGUAUUAUUCGCACGUAUAGAGCUUUUCAUCGGUGCUAAAGAGUGCCGCGUCUCUAUCUCCCAUUGUAUGCAUUUAUAUUGAGAUCAUGAAUCUUGAAUAACAAUAAACAUUGGCGAAAAUUAUAGCAGGUCUCUGCGUCUUUGCUUCUAUCGCAAGGUCAUGCGGGACCCAAAACAUCCGCUCAAGUGUAUACUUUUAAGUACUUUUUCUCGCCUCCACAUACUAGCAUAAUUCACCUUCACGGAUUCAUUCGAUCUGUUUCAUGACAAGGAAUAAAUUUGAAGCUCUUAGAACAGCUGCCGAUGCUGGUGCAGCUGCCCAGUGAGCUUUUAGUAGUUACGCGUGUAUGCGAGAUAUGGAUAUGCUUCGAUGUUGAAUGAAAGCGUCCGAUUUAGGAGUAGAGUUUUUGAAUCUUGUUGAACUGCCCAUUGGAUAUUUUGAAAAGUCUAGCGGCGGAUGCGAGCAGCUGGAGACGCUACAAAUGCAACGCUUGCGGAAUAUCACGACACUUGAAAAUAACUGAUAUACUUACUCGAAAAGGAGCGACGCAAAAGUUUGUCUUGUAUGAUUCAAAUUUUUAACCCUUCUCGAAGAUUCUUUUGUCACUUUUUCUUGUUUCAUCUUCUCAAGCGCAUCUGUUUCUGCUGUUUCAAAUUUCACGGUUCAUACACUACCACAUGACCACCGCAGCAAGACGAGAGAAAUCGCAUCCAGAGAACGAAGUCGGUUCGUUCCGUAGAUAGAAAAUGACUUUCAGAAUCCUAUGAGCACACCAGUAUGAAAUUAGGCCAACCAUUACUAUACUUCUUCGGGACAACGAAACAGAUAAUAUCAACCACGCAUAUAUCUCGAACUAGGUAGCCACUGUUUUCUCCAUGACUUUCUAGAUUUUAGCCAAGUAAGCCCUACAUUCUUUUACCUCUGUUUUGCCAGCACAGGGAGUGUUCACAGACCGCCUCGACGAUAUCAUGCCUCAGUCCAAUCUUACGACGUAUUUUUCGAGUGGUUUCCGAACAUUUCAGACGGGUACAAAUUUUAGUGGCAGUCAUGCGAAAGGCGAAGGCCACCCCGUUUGAAUAGAACAUAGUUGGCUAGAAGCAGCAGCUGACGCAGAGAACGAGUAGAUGACAGGAUAGCGAGCACCAGGGCCUUCUUGUUUUCGACUGAAAUAUAGAAGCUGCAAAAAACUUCAACUUGUUUCAUCUUGAUAUACAACAAUAACCUGUACCUUGCAAUUGAUAGUUUACAUCGAACCGACAUUAAUUAUAACUCUGAUCAUAUGAUUCGACUUCGAGGCAUAGAUGUUAUGUACGCUAGAUGUUGUUGUUUGUCGUAUUAUGACAGAAGGCGGCACAACCGAGAUUCUGCUGUAUUCCUUCUUGCAAAUAGAUUCGUGUCUCGCGCUCCGCUUUUUUUGCAACCGAUUUUCCCAUAUUUGGCGCUGGUCGUCCGAUAACCGUUGUGUCUACGAAAAAAGUACCCUUUGAAGGCCCCCGAACCACGAAUCGAAAUACGAGAAAUAAUUGCCACGACUUUAUUGGAAAUAAAGCAAUAAAGCAAGACGAGGGAACUGCU
Messenger RNA from Amoebophrya sp. A120, 8727 nucleotides. The record is from the annotation of a GenBank genome assembly. NCBI's taxonomy places the organism in Eukaryota, Dinophyceae, Syndiniales, Amoebophryaceae.